UUCAAAACUAACUGAAAGCACAUCGAACUCCAUCUUCUUUCAUCAGAAAUUUUCAGCUAGUUUCCCUCCUUCAUAACUCCUAAGUAUUUAAGCUUUUCAUGGUUAAAUCGUUACCUUUUUUGCUUAGCUUUUUGAGAUGGAAAUUGAUGGGAAUCAGAUAUGUAUCUUCUUUUUGUAAGAGUUUGGUUGCGCCGUUGCUGGAGUCGCAGAGUUAUUCCUGAGAAGCACUAUCGAACACUGAACCUGAUGUGGAAGGUGGUGUGAAGUGUGAACGUAAACUCGUUUGAUUACUGGUUUAGUUCGGUGCAGGGAUGCAUGGUCGAGGGAAUUACAAUAUUCAGGUCGGCCAGGAUCCUUAUGCACGACCGCCUGCAUUUCAGCAACACUCUGCAACCACUGCUCCUCCUACAUCCCAUUAUGGCCCAAUCCCUCCACAACUGCAAGUUACUCAACACGGGCACCCAUCUUUUCAUCCAAGACCUGGUGCUGUUCCAUAUCAGCAUGUCAUGACGAAUGUUCAACACCACGGUCGAUCUGCACCAGUUAUGUCAGGUGGAAUGAGUACUGGUCAAUCUUAUGCACAUCAUCCAAGACCUCCGCAGAUAAGCAACCAAAUCUCUCAUCCCUAUUCAACAAUUGAGCAACGGCCUUUACCCUGGAGUCAAAAUGUACAUCAACUUCCUCCUCCACCACCUCUUCAAGGCCAGAGUGCUUUUCAAUUGACUUCCUCACAAGGGAAUACUCUUGAAAGAGGGCAUCCUUCUCAUGCUCCCCCACCCCCGCUGCCACAUUACUCUUCUAGUUCUAAUGUUAUGACGUCUGAUCCGUGUGGGUCCUCUGUGAACCAUAUGCGGGAACAUUCCUAUCAACAGUCAAUGACACCAGUGCUGCCUCUCCCUCCCCCUCCACCCCCUACAGUCCCACCUCUUCCACCAUCUUCACCAUCAUCAAAUUUUCUGUCAAUGAGAGAAGGAAGUCAGAGCCAGAAGGGACUCCCUGAUGAAGAAAACUUGGAGUUAGACUGUCCACCUCAUGGGAAGUCUAUGAAUUAUCCAAAGGUUCAGUUUCAACACACUGAAAGUGAAUUCAAAGUGGGAUCAGUGGAUGCUGAGGCCUCUGAUACCCACACUGAUUCUGAUAUGGACAUGGAAGAUGAUAUUACUUACCCUGAUGAGGAGAAAAAGAAUUGCCCAUAUGUUAAUUCAAAUGAUGAGUGUGGUCCAAUGUCUCAAGAAGAUUAUACAGCAGAGGAACUACAACCGCUGCAGCAUACUAGGGGACAUGGACUUUCUGAAAUUUCAGUACAUGGAAAUUUAUUGUUUGCCGAAGCCUCUGUAGCACAUGCCAAAGAAGGAGGCUCUGAUGUUGCAUCUGAUUGUAACUUACCCGUCACCAUGAAGGUAUUUUCUAGAGCUGAGUUAGGAAAGCCAGGAAACGGACAAAAAGAAAUCUCCUUGGAUGCUAGCGUAAACAAGUCGCCUUCCGAGAAUAAGUAUUUUGGCGAAUCUGGUGGACCAGUUAAUCAUCCAGAACCUGAUUAUGGGGAACUUCCUGGUCAGUCCAUGAAUGAAGCAAAUCCUACCAAAAUUGUACAGGGCUAUUCUUCCAACAGUACUUCUGAAAAUAAGGAAGAAAAUCUUGGAGACGUCAGCCUUCCAUCUACAAGUGAUGCAACUAAAAAUUAUUAUUCUGAGAAGGGGCAUGAUGUUGGGUUAGCAGACAGUUGUAAGAGUCUGUCAAAGUCUAAUAAGCACGUGCUCCCUGAGUCUGUUAAUAGAUCACCUAUUAAUGUGAUGCAAGCUGAUAAGUUGGAUAUUACAACUGGGGGUGUAGCUAAAUUUUCUGAUAGAAGCCAUAAAGGCCAAAAACCUGUCAGCAGCGGUACUUAUACAGCACGUCAGUCAAAAGAUUCUUCCAGAAACUAUGAUGAAAGUGUUGGUGUUGAGGAGGCCAAUUCACACAAGCCAGAUAUGAAAGCUGAAAAACCAAAGGUAGAUAAAUUUGGUAGAUUGAUUAGGGAAGAUGUUAGUGACAGUGACUUGAGUGAUUCACCGCGUCAUGUGCGGAGGCAUGCAAGAAGAACUAGAAGAAGGAGUCGAAGUCAAAGCAGAAGUCGGUCUCCUCAUGAUAGGAGGAGGCGGAGGAUGAGAAGUCCAUGGAGGAGAAAAGAGAGGUGUGACCGAUCUCGCAGUUUGUCUCCAAGGAGAAGAAGUAGGAGUCGGUCACCUGUUUUAAGGCGUGAUACUGAAUUCAGUGCAGAUAAACUGAGAUGGGAGAAGGUUCAACCUGCAGUAUGCUUUGACUUUCUCCAAGGCAAGUGUUACCGUGGAGCUGCUUGUCGCUAUUCACACCAUGAAUCAGGCAAGGGUGAGAGAUCUAGGUACAGUAGGGGCAAACAUCAUAAUUGGGAUGCUCCACCUACUCUACGGAGUCCCAACUUUCAAGAGGAGGGCAAGGUUCUAACUAAAAAAGAAGUAAAUGAUAAGGGUAGAAAACUCUCUCAAGAUGUGCCUGCUUUGUGGGAAGCAAAAGAUGCAAAAAGACUGCCAGUUGUUUCCACUAGCCAGUCUCCUGAUAAAAUAGAUAUCCUUUCAAGUUAUCCUGCUGAUGACAUACCCGCAGGUAAACACAAUUAUCUGAUUCCAGAAACAGCAUCAAAGCACUCUGACAAGAUCCCUCAAAUCCUUGAUCAACAAGUUACAAGGACAAAUGACAAUUUGCCCUCCGAGUCUUCACUUGCGCAAGUAUUAUUUGGCGCACAAACCCAUCAUCCAGCCGAUGGACAGGACCCUAGUAAUCAACUGAGGUCUGUUGAAAGUCAUUUGCCAAUACCCUAUUCCAAUCAAGGAGUCCCAUCCUGGUCCUUCAGUCCACCAAUUACCAAUCAUCCUUCUCAAUUAUCCAUUCCUUUGCCUUCAGCAUCUCAGCCCGUGAGCGCCUCAUUUGAUCCACCCAUCUUGCAAAAGUACAACUCAAAUCCACCUACUUCACAGAACCAUUUGACUCCUAAAAAUUACUCCAGUUAUGAAGCACCAGUAACUUACCAGCACUCUCAUUUUCCUGGUCCAUUGAAAUCUGUAUCAAGCAUGCCUCUUCCACCUCCACCUCUACCUCUACCUCUAACUCUACCUCCACCACCAGCAUCUCUAGAGCAUAGCACUCCUUCACAACAUAUGCAGCAGUCUUUACUGCCUCCUUGCAAUGGCCUGUACUCUCAUACAUCUUUGAGAAACCAUCAAACUGAAAUGCCUAAUCGAUCUCAGAUUGGUGAGUAUCAGGCAUACUCCUUUGCCCGAGAACCUGAUCAAAUGCUACAUAGAACUGAUGGUUCUGGAUCAAGCAGUUUGCAAGUGAGCAGUCUAACAAGUCGAGAGGGUGGUCCCCGCAUGAUGGAUGAAGUUCAUUUAUCUGGAGAACUAGCACAGGGCAUUAGUUCUUCAAAAUCAUUUACUCAGGCUCAAACUAGUCCGUUAUCGAGACAGUCUGCAUUUAAGGGAAUCCAAAGUUCUAUUGGUGCUGGUUUUUCUGCUGACAGUAAUUUUUCUCAUAGUCAUUCUCAUUUCCAGCAGGCUUCUUAUGGCAUGCAAUAUUCUGCUAGUGGUGAUGUCCCCUCAACACUUCCUGAGCCUGGGAUGAUGAGUUCCUCUGCUUCUAGAAUCACUCAAGAUUUUCUUGAAAGGAACCGCUCUUAUGUGCAUUGCUUCGUUGGGUCAAAAAUUUCAAAUCAUUUCUAUCCUUAUGCAUCAACUUUUGAUCUGCCCCUGAGCUCCAAACUGAGUUCAAACACUUUGUUACGGGGAAGUGAUGCAACUGCCAAUACUACAUAUGUCACCCCAGUUGGUUUAAGCUCAGCCCCAGUUGAUCCACAUAGAAAUCAAUGUGUUGGCUCAACAAAUAUGAUGUCUUCUAGUUCUGUACUGCCUCCUGAGAGUGUUUCAAGACCAGUCGGCGAUCAGUAUGAUCCACUAUUUGAUAGCAUUGAACAAAACUCAAAUUCAACUAGUAAAGCUGAUCGUCUAAAACAUGAAAUUACUGGUGAUUCUAAUGAUCUGAAGGUUCAUGAGUCCAGAGGGUCAUUAAAUAUGGAGGUUAUCAGGCAGGAAAGGGAAACAGCUGUAUCAGCUGAUGAUUCUUUAGAAAAAGAAGAAUGCGGGGAGACAGCUGAUGUGGCCGUGGGGCCUGCCCUGAACAGUGACCCUAGUACUCCUAAUGAUGCACUUGACAUGAAUGUAGGAGAAUUUGAGAUUGAUCAGGUUAAGAGUUCUGGAAAAAACAAGAAACGCAAGGAGAAGUCUACAAAGCUUUUUAAGAUUUCCAUUGCUGCUUUUGUGAAGGAUGUUCUAAAGCCGUCAUGGCGGCAGGGUAAUAUGAGCAAGGAGGCGUUUAAGACCAUUGUCAAGAAAACUGUUGAUAAAGUAUCUGGAGCAAUGAAAAGCCACCAAAUACCCAAAUCCCAGGCAAAAAUAAAUCACUACAUUGAUUCUUCAAGAGGAAAAUUAACAAAGCUUGUCAUGGGAUAUGUUGACAAAUAUGUUAAGGUGUAAAAUCUGACUGGAGUUUGCAUCAAAGAUUCGACUUGCCUGCCUGGACCCCCCAGAUUUGCAGGAUUAAGAUGACUAGGCCUUUUAAUUGCAUUGGAGUUCUGGUGGCUUUAAGAAGAUUUGUAGACCAGAGUACUUUGCUCAAUUAAAUCAAACAUCUCCAACAGUUCUUAAGUAAAGCCUACUGCAGUGUAAAUAUCAGAAUGCUGAUAUGAAUGUAAAUUUUGCUGCUUUGCUGUUGUAACUUGAGGCUCAAGGUGCUUACAGGGCUAGCGCCAAACCACUAGUUCGGGAUUAUGAGGUAAUUUUGGGUAAAAACAUGUCUAGGUCUUGAAAUACUCCCUCCGUCCCAAGAUAAGUGAGCACAAACUUUUCGGAACGGGAUUUAAGGAAAUGGAGUUUUGUUAGUAAAGUGGAGAGUGAAUAAAGUAGAGAGAAAAAGUAAGAGAGAGAAUACCAAAGAAGGAAAUGGCUCACUUAUCUUGGGACGUUCCAAAAAGGAAUGUGAGUCUCUUAUCUCGGGACGGAGGGAGUAGCUACUUAUUUUAUGCCUAAGCAGUGUAAAAUUUGAUAAUGUGCAUAUCUCUAGGUUAGAUAUGUUACCUUUCACACUGGGAAACUGUAUCCAGAGAAAGUAUGCUGAUAUAAACAGCUGAAGAUUGUACCUCUUUUGGAUUUGAGGGGCUGGAGUGACUGUAAAUCAUCUGAGUUAUGUUGGAAAUCAAAAAAGAAUUAUGGAAGCACGGUGAAGGGAGGACUUCUCAGAAACCACGGCCUAAAGCUACGAUGGGUGCAGCAAAGGCCAAGACUGCAUCCCCUUCCGUUUACAGAGAGAUCGAGAAAAGAUUGAAGAAUCUCGAGUUCACAGACUCAUGGAAGCAAUGCAAACUACAAAGUUGCUGCAAGCUCCAAAACUAGAGCAUGGGGAGAAACAGUUGAGGCCCAAAACACGAGGCGAGAUCAGUAGAGCGUCGGAAGCCACACGCUGAGGAGGCUCUUGCUUCCACAAAGAGGGCAUCAACACAUUCUGAGUCUCAAAUAGUGAUCAUGAAACCUGCUAAAGAUCUGAGCUCUAAACAUCAUUGGAGAAGUUCCUUUACACAGUUGGAAGGAAUACAAGCUUCAAAACAUCGACAACUUAGUCGAGAAGCUCAGACGACGAGGCAGGCGUAGCCUCCACGAAAGAGAAAUGCGAGGAUGAGGAGAGAUGGAAGGUGUGGUGUUGGGAGAUGUGAUGCAUCAUAGGUGGAGGGGGUUUGAUAAUGAGAUAUCGGGUGCAGUUCUUCACAUCGAUCGUCAGAUAUUUAAAGAUUUGGUUAAUGAGAUUGUGACUGGAGAGGCUGCUGCUUCUGCUGUGAGGAUCAAACCUAUUGCUAGGAGAAGACCAUUUGCGAACUAGUUUGCAGUUCCAUUUCUUCAUUUUGUCAUUUCCUCACUUGAUUUAAAAUGAGGUAUAUAAAUAGAAUUUGGAUUCAAAACAACUUCUAAUGUAUCUUUACAUUAUAUGACAUUUCACACAGUUA
This is a messenger RNA of Salvia splendens (bonfire salvia), 6064 nucleotides long. RefSeq lists its product as uncharacterized. The coding region runs from base 312 to 4544 and encodes 1410 amino acids. The transcript is spliced from 8 exons. NCBI's taxonomy places the organism in Eukaryota, Viridiplantae, Streptophyta, Magnoliopsida, Lamiales, Lamiaceae. Gene Ontology annotation, molecular function: metal ion binding. The record is from RefSeq and is a predicted model, not a curated record.